Bombina bombina (fire-bellied toad) is the source of this 1920-nucleotide messenger RNA. RefSeq names its product cell division cycle 20 (gene CDC20). The record is from RefSeq and is a predicted model, not a curated record. Gene Ontology annotation, molecular function: anaphase-promoting complex binding; protein binding; ubiquitin ligase activator activity. NCBI's taxonomy places the organism in Eukaryota, Metazoa, Chordata, Amphibia, Anura, Bombinatoridae. Gene Ontology annotation, biological process: positive regulation of ubiquitin protein ligase activity; positive regulation of anaphase-promoting complex-dependent catabolic process; anaphase-promoting complex-dependent catabolic process. Gene Ontology annotation, cellular component: anaphase-promoting complex.
AUCAGAACUUGCAGCGGUAUUUAAAACAAACGCAUGUAAAGCGUUAGGCAGCUUGACCGUUGCUCUAAUUUCCCAGCAUUCCAUGAGAAUAGGCAGAAACUGCUGAGCCGGUUGGUUGUGUGGUAAUCAUGUCGCAGUUUGUGUUUGAGACUGACCUGAAUAGUAUCAUAAAACUUGACGCUCCGAUCACAAAUGCUCCCCUUGCACGAUGGCAGAGGAAAGCAAAGGAGGGUGGCAGUACGUCUGGAAACACAUCUGCAAACAGCAGCAUCAUUUCACCCAUGAAGGCGUCAAACCGAUCCUAUGGCCCAAGCAAAACUCCGUCCAAGACGCCAGGCAAAACGGGGCAUAAAGUGCAGGGUACACCCUCAAAAGCUGGUGGUGAUCGUUUUAUUCCAAGCCGCAAUUCAAUGCAGAUGGAUGUGGCAAGCUUCCUCCUUAGCAAAGAGAAUGAGCCAACAGAGGACUCUCCUACCAAAAAGGAGCAACAGAAAGCCUGGGCUAUGAACCUGAAUGGCUUUGAUGUAGAAGAAGCAAAAAUUUUAAGGCUUGGUGGAAAACUCCAAAAUGCACCUGAAGGAUAUCAGAAUAACUUGAAAGUUCUCUACAGUCAACUCAAAUCUACUCCUGGUUCCAGUAAGAAAGUUGGCAGAUACAUUCCCUCCAUGCCUGACAGAAUACUAGAUGCUCCAGAAAUCAGGAAUGAUUACUAUCUCAACUUGAUAGACUGGAGCUCUCAGAACAUUCUUGCUGUUGCGCUGAGUGAUUCUGUUUAUCUAUGGAACUACAUAUCAGGAGAAAUAGUACUCUUGAUGCAGAUGGAGCACUCUGAAGACUAUAUAUCAUCAGUGUCUUGGAUUAAGGAAGGGAAUUAUCUUGCAGUGGGUACAAGCAAUUCUGAAGUCCAGCUUUGGGAUGUUCAACAGCAAAAACGCCUCCGUAAUAUGGUCAGCCAUUCAUCUCGUGUUGGUGCACUGAGUUGGAACAACCACAUCCUAUCCAGUGGCUCUCGGACUGGUCACAUACAUCACCAUGAUGUAAGGGUAGCUGAGCAUCAUGUUGCCACUCUAGAAGGUCACACUCAAGAGGUGAGUGGCCUCAAAUGGUCUCCAGAUGGUCGCUAUCUAGCCAGUGGUGGGAACGACAACUUGGUGAACGUCUGGCCUGCAGUCCAAGGUGACAGUGGCGAGUUUUCACCGGUGCAAACUUUCACACAACAUCUAGCUGCUGUUAAGGCUGUUGCCUGGUGUCCAUGGCAAUCAAACGUGUUAGCCACUGGUGGCGGAACAAAUGACCGACACAUUCGCAUCUGGAACGUCAGCUCUGGUGCCUGUCUAAAUGCUGUUGAUACACACUCUCAGGUCUGUUCUAUACUGUGGUCUUCAAAUUACAAAGAACUUAUUUCUGGUCACGGCUUUGCACAGAAUCUGCUUGUCGUAUGGAAGUAUCCUACCAUGGCUAAAGUAACUGAGCUUAAAGGUCACACAGCCAGGGUUCUCAGUCUUGCAAUGAGCCCAGAUGGCUCAAGAGUUGUUUCUGCUUCAGCUGAUGAGACUUUAAGACUGUGGAAAUGUUUUGAAAUGGAUCCUGUCAAAAAGAAGGAAAAAGAAAAAGCUGCAAGUAACAAAAGCAUUAUCCACCAGAGUAUUCGAUAACACUAUUGUUUUAACCUACUGCAUAUUGUACACAUGUUUAUAUAUAUUUUAAAUAAAUGGUCUUAACUGUGUUGGACUCACGGGUUUUAUGUGGGUGUAGCAAACUGAGGGAGUCCCUAACUGCUACACAGCUGUACAGCACCUUGUUUGUGUCUACAUAUUCUGUAUUGAGGAACAAACUUUUUAUAUUGUAAACUUAUUCACUUCUGUAAACACCAAUGUGACUUAAUUGUUUUGCUGCUGUAAUAAACUUGUAUAAAUGUUA